This is a messenger RNA of Vigna umbellata (rice bean), 1271 nucleotides long. RefSeq lists its product as uncharacterized. Gene Ontology annotation, cellular component: nucleus. The record is from RefSeq and is a predicted model, not a curated record. Gene Ontology annotation, molecular function: DNA binding. Lineage: Eukaryota; Viridiplantae; Streptophyta; Magnoliopsida; Fabales; Fabaceae.
GCAAAAUCGUGUUCUUCCAAUUUGUAAUUCCUUGAGUACCAAUGGUAAUGCGUUUGUGAUGGACGCGCCAUGAGCACUAUCACUUUCAACACAACAUUCAUUGAAAAAAAAGAAUAGUAACUGCAAGAACUGAGAUUUAACCUUUUCCUCUAUUAGCUCAUCAUUAAAGACAAAAACAUUUCCAACACCCUUCUCUCUGUGCACUAUUCCUCUACCUUUAUGCUUACACAAGCACACAAUUAACAAAAUAUGAAGCCUGUGGUCCACACCCUUCUUUUCUUCCCUUCUGCUUCCUAUAAACUCCCUCUUUCACUUCAUUGCUCCCAAAAAGUUCUUCCUCUGCAACAACAACACCCUUUUCACCAUUCUCCACCCUUUUGCACACAAUGGAGGCCAGGACUCUGGAGAGGAAGAGAUCACUGCUUGAGAGGGUCAGAAAGAAUGUGGAAGAGGAACUGGAGAAUGAAGUUGAGGAGGAGGAUGAAAGUGGAGCUACUCUCACUGAAGAAGAGAAAAAAAGAGGGCUUGGUAGCAGCAAUAGUGGUGGUGGGAGAAGAGGGUCAAGUGGGGCUGCUGCUGCUGCUGCUGGAGGAGUUUCUCCACCUUCAUGUCAAGCAGAGAGGUGUGGUGCUGAUUUGACUGAUGCAAAGAGGUACCAUCGCCGCCACAAGGUCUGUGAGUUUCACUCCAAAGCACCUGUUGUGGUGGUUGCAGGUCUGAGACAGAGGUUCUGCCAGCAAUGUAGCAGGUUCCAUGAUCUGGCGGAGUUUGAUGAGUCUAAGAGAAGCUGCCGGAGGCGGUUGGCCGGACACAAUGAACGGCGCCGGAAAAGCAACCCUGAGGCUGCCAAUGAGAGCAGCAGCAAAGGCCAUCACCACCCUAAGGAAACAACACAGUGCAGAAUUCAGAUGAACCUUCCAGGGAGUUCUGGCUACAAGUCUUUCAACAUCAGAUGAAGCAAAAAUGUUCACCAAGCUCUCUCUCUUCUGUCACCCUUUGGUUUCUUACAAGCCAAGUCAUAUAAUAAAAGGACCACUUUGUCUGUUCACAUGAACAAGAACCAAACCAAAACAAACUUCCAACAUCCAAAGCUUCUCUGCUAUAUAUGCAAUGCAAGCCACUUUCCUCAGCUCUAUGUUCUCUUAUUUAGAUAGUGCCUUUAGUUUCUGUUUUCCUUACCAUUGUUAUCCUAUUGAAGCACCAUUGCAUGGUGAGAUCUUAUCUUCCAUUGGAUUAAAAUAAAAAGCUAUUGCAUCUUUGUAUUUGGAUUA